This is a messenger RNA of Staurois parvus, 315 nucleotides long. NCBI's taxonomy places the organism in Eukaryota, Metazoa, Chordata, Amphibia, Anura, Ranidae. The record is from the annotation of a GenBank genome assembly.
AUGCUGGGCCUCAUGGCAGAACCUUUGCCUUCUUCAAUGCCUUUUACAAUUCCAGCUAUCACUGUGAACCUGCUUGGAAAGGCCUUGCUACGGGUCUUUGUCGGAUUAGUCAUUUUGUUACCUGUGAGAGCGGUCAUGAAGAUGGUCACCAUCCCGUUGGCUUGCAAAGUCUUUGGUAUUCCUUGUGAUGAUAUCCGAAAAGCAAGGCAAAGAAUGGAGGUGGAACUCCCGUACAGAUACCUUACCUAUGGGGUGGUUGGAUUUUCAGUCAUAUUCUUUGUCCCCUACAUGUUUACGUGUUUGGGGCUCCAAUGA